This is a messenger RNA of Microstroma glucosiphilum, 1132 nucleotides long. RefSeq lists its product as hypothetical. The record is from RefSeq and is a predicted model, not a curated record. Gene Ontology annotation, cellular component: mitochondrial membrane. Gene Ontology annotation, biological process: mitochondrial proton-transporting ATP synthase complex assembly. The transcript has a single exon. Lineage: Eukaryota; Fungi; Basidiomycota; Exobasidiomycetes; Microstromatales; Microstromataceae. The coding region runs from base 24 to 965 and encodes 313 amino acids.
CCGUAUCCUCUGCUGCAAUCACCAUGCUCGGCCUGACAUCGACAAGGACUGUCGCUCGGCGGACAAUACGUGUGGUGGGCUCGAGAGAGAGCGGUAUGGCCCAAGUGGCUAUGGUGAAGCCAUUCUCCUCGCUUUCCUGCGGACUGCAAGCCAGUCAGAGGAUACUGCCGUGCGCCAGGCGUCUGGCAGCGAGUCCGUCAGCUAGCCUUUCUCUAGCCCCGCUUCAUCCUCGACGUCACCUCUUCACAAGUCCCUUGCGAUGGAACACAACUGCAGAGAAGCCAGCUGAGACUCCCCAGCCGGAAGUCCUGGCGACAUAUACAGGCCCAAUGGCCGCUACCUUCUACCGGCUGAAGCUCUUCUCCCUUGGAUCCCUCACCCUCGCUUCGGCAUUCACCCCCGUCUUCCUCCUAGCCGCCAGCGAUCUCUCCCUCGCUGGUCGUCUCGGCCUCUCGGCCACUGCCAUCGUCACCUCGGUAGUCAGCACGGCGCUCGUAGCUUGGAUUGGCAAGCCUUACGUGGGGAGGAUGAGUCUGAUGCCUGCUCCUGCAGACGGGAAAGGGCAAGAGCCUAUCAUCGAGGCAUAUACAAUCACCUGGAGGAUAAGGACUCUGCAGACUAGGAUCUACCAGCCGAGCUUGAUCCGACCUACGUCGAGACCCUUUGCCUCUUGGGAGCUGCCCGAGAACCCGGGAGGCGUCUUCCACUUGCCGCAAAGCUCCAGCGGGGAUGGGAGCGGAGCGAACGAGGACAGAAUCCUAGUGUCAGAAACCUUUGACGCGAAGAGUGGCAAAGUAGUGGGCAAGUGGUGGGCAGAGAGGGUCGCAGGGACAGCAAGCAACAGUGGGAAGGGAGCACAAGGAGAGUUCAAGGAAGAGGCACGGUGUUUCGCAGAGGGCAAGCCGGUGAGGCAUUUCCAGGUCCAUGAAGAGCUGCUUGGCGAGGAGUGGAGGAUAUUGGGAUGAGCGAGCAAUAAAGCACUCAGAAGAUCAAGCUUCGCACCUCUCUGACGACCUGACGAUGUGCCACGAUUCGAUGUCAAGAUAGUGAUCUCUCAUUAUUGUACAGAUGCCCCCAUCUUCAGAUAAUGCCCUUGUUCAUAUACGCCUCCCUCACCCUGCCGACCUUCUUC